Molecule: messenger RNA, 1827 nt
Organism: Radiomyces spectabilis
Lineage: Eukaryota; Fungi; Mucoromycota; Mucoromycetes; Mucorales; Radiomycetaceae
Exons: 1
Coding region: 10-1464 (484 amino acids)
Cellular component (GO): mating projection tip
Source: RefSeq, a predicted model, not a curated record
GAAAUUCUCAUGGUUCGCCCUACUAUCCCUACGCGGCUAUCCGAGGAUUAUUCGCUGGCUUGGCUUAACCCCGUUACCCUUGCAAUUGCAACCCUGCUUCCAGUGGUCUUAAAGCUCCGUAGUGCAAUGAGAGCCAUGGUGCAGGCGUCUCAGUCACAUAUAGAGGGCGUUUGCAUGAAAAUUGACAUGACAGCAAAUCAUAUGAUGGCCACUCCGCUUAUUCUCAAGCAGCAGACUAUCCGCUUCGCUGAAACAUCCAUGGAAAAUACGCGCCGAAAUCUCGUACUUGCGGUCGAUAUCCUUGAAUCCAGUGUCGUUUUUCUGGUUGGACUGUACAAAUCCACAUACCAAUGUCUUUUGGAAUUCGCUGUAAAAGGCGUGCUUUCUGCGGCUACCCACAUCGUGAAACCAUUGCAACAAGCGGCCGACGUACUUGCUCAUGGUGUGGAUAACAUCGGAAACCAUUUAAGGCAACUUUUGGGCGAUUUCUCGGUCCAGGGUACUAACGCGGGCGAUAUCAUUCUAUCCAACUGGACGUCUGCCAUGGAAAAUAUUCAGCUGAAGACCAGUAACUGGACAACCACCGACCCCUUGAAUCAUAUCAUGGACAUCCCCUUUCGGUCUCUCAAAGAUGGUAUCAACGAAGUAUCCCAGAAGUGGGUUCCGCCACCGUACCCUUCCGCUCCAGUACCUCACAUGUCCAAGUAUUGCGAUGCCACUGCCAUGAUCCGAAUACUAGACGACGCUCAGAAACACUUGGAUACUUACUUUUAUGUCGCGAUCGGAAUUCUGAUGGGAUUGCUUCUAUUUGGAACUAUGCUCAACUUAAUGUUGAUUCGAUCAAGGCAUCGCUUUAUCAGUCUUGUACGUCGACAGAUGAUGAAUAAUGCUAUCUAUCCAUCAGGUCACACGGAGCGCCAAUGGCUUGUUUAUGACCAUGCUUGUCGAAAGCCCUUUGUGAGCAGUUUUCUUUGUUGGAAUCGUCCGCAGCCGGAAAGUGCCUGGCCAUGGUUCAUUGAUUUUAUGACGCACCCAAUUUCCUUAUACUGUCUGGCUCUUGGUAUAUGUGGUGGCCUUGUGAUAGCCAGCUUAUAUUUAGGGGUCAGCCGAUUUCUGGAAGGAUGGCAACCAACUUUCAGCGACCGAUUUCAAGCAUGGGUUAAUACUACCUCGGAGGAAGUGCGGCAUAAACUGGAGAAUCAAAUGAGCGGUCAAACGGAGCAAAUCAAUAACUGGAUCCAAACGACCGAGUUCACGCUAAAUAACCAUACGUUUGGCACCAUGCGAGAUUCGGCCCUUGUGAUCAAUCAAACAUUGACCGAAGUCGUGCAGCACAUCUCCGGUUUCCUUGAAAAUACCCUCGGUAAUACUAUUUUGAAGAAGCCUGCAAGAGACGUUUUGGAUUGCCUGCUUUUGGUUAAAAUUGAAAAUCUCCAAAGUGGAAUUGAAUGGGUGGUUAGUUAACCAUGCUAACAAAAAAAAAUCCACAGACGCACAUUGUUUAAUGAUAUUAUUGCAGGUCACUCAUGGGUAUAUCAAUUUGCCGCGAGUCGCCUCUGCAGACAUGGUCAGCUUGCUUCCCACCACAGAAAAUUCUUGGAUUACCGGCAGCCUUGCCGACGUCCCGAUGACCAUUGACUUGGAAACGACUUUGGCCCGUAAAUUUUCAUCGCACCUGCUUGAUUAUUGGAUUUUGCUUGGCUUAUGGUGUGGCAGCUUACUCAUGGCCAUAUUCUGGCUGCUGCGCUUUCGUUUUCUUUACCGACCGGAAAAAGUGUCCAACAUUAUUCCCAAACAAUAAAUGGAUGAAUCAACUUUAACACACAG